GCACUUCCGAGGACGGGUCACAGAGAGCGGGGAUCUCAUUGGUCGGCGGGUGCGGUGACGCCGUUUUCCUAUCGAGGAGGAUUUGGCGCCAGUUGAUUGUUUUGAGAGGAGAGCGCAGCGGGGUGAAGGAGUGAGAGCAUUUUCAUAGAAACAGACACACAGCGAGGCGGUUAGCAGCAAUGGCUCCUGUUUCCAACCCGGAUAAAGACAUCGACAAGCAAGACCACGAUGCCGGAGACUCUUGUGGCCUGGCAUCGACUCGCUCCAGGCGAGAGAAGAGGGAGAAGACGGGGCGCAAGUCAGCCCUGGACCGUCUGAAGAAAGCCAAGGCUGGAGAAAAAGUGAAAUACGAGGUGGAGGAGAUCUCCAGUGUGUACGAGGAGGUGGAUGAGGAGCAGUACUCGCGGAUGGUGCGUGACCGGCAGGAUGAUGACUGGAUCAUUGACGAUGAUGGAACUGGCUAUGUGGAAGAUGGCAGGGAGAUCUUUGAUGACGAUCUUGCUGAGGAUGCCCUGGACAGAGGACCUAAAGGCUGGGUUACCUGCCAGCUGCUGUGUGAGAUCCGGACCUGGAUCGCUUAG
Molecule: messenger RNA, 581 nt
Organism: Polyodon spathula (Mississippi paddlefish)
Lineage: Eukaryota; Metazoa; Chordata; Actinopteri; Acipenseriformes; Polyodontidae
Product: DNA polymerase alpha catalytic subunit-like
Exons: 5
Coding region: 180-581 (133 amino acids)
Biological process (GO): leading strand elongation; lagging strand elongation; mitotic DNA replication initiation
Cellular component (GO): alpha DNA polymerase:primase complex
Molecular function (GO): DNA replication origin binding; purine nucleotide binding; DNA-directed DNA polymerase activity
Source: RefSeq, a predicted model, not a curated record